Molecule: messenger RNA, 2810 nt
Organism: Synchiropus splendidus (mandarinfish)
Lineage: Eukaryota; Metazoa; Chordata; Actinopteri; Syngnathiformes; Callionymidae
Gene: slc6a7
Product: solute carrier family 6 member 7
Exons: 14
Coding region: 160-2109 (649 amino acids)
Biological process (GO): sodium ion transmembrane transport
Cellular component (GO): membrane
Molecular function (GO): L-proline transmembrane transporter activity
Source: RefSeq, a predicted model, not a curated record
CCUCCCGCUGCGUUUCCUCGUCGCCGCUGAUGUCUCCGGUUCUGUCCUCGAAACAUCGACGACACUUUUAGCUUCUGGAACCUCCGCCGAGAGGAGGGAGACAUGAGGAGUUUGGGGACACUCCGGCGACAGUGACGCUCCACCUGAGCCGGCGGGACGAUGAAGGACGAGGGCGGCGGGGCGGCAGCGGAGAGGCCGCGUGCGGCUGCAGGAAGCCCCGCUCAGACCCCUGCACACUCCAACGGACACGCUGUCACUCAAAACGGCCACAACCCGACAACCCUGCCUUCGCCAGACUCACAAGUCCCCAGUCCAGCACCAGGCAGCGCCAGCGUGGUCCCACGGGAGCAGUGGGGCGGGAAGCACGAGUUCCUGCUCUCCUGCAUCGGAUACUGCGUGGGACUCGGGAACGUGUGGAGGUUCCCCUACCUCUGCUAUCGCAACGGAGGAGGCGUCUUUCUAAUCCCUUACUUCAUCAUGCUCUUUGUCACGGGCGUUCCCCUCUUCCUCAUGGAGCUGAGCCUGGGUCAGUACGGCGCUGCCGGGCCCAUCACCGUCUGGAAAUGCUGCCCUCUGUUGAAAGGUAUCGGCAUCGGCAUGUUGUGUGUGUCCACCCUGGUCUGCCUCUACUACAACGUCAUCAUCGCCUGGACCUUCUACUACCUGGGCAGCUCCUUCAGGAGCCCGCUGCCGUGGUCAUGUGACGCGGUGGCCAACGCCGCCCUUUGUGGGAACGGCACUGGAAACAGCUCAUCUGGACAAAGGCUGAGUCCCACCGAGAUAUUCUGGAAUGAAAAGGUGCUGGGUGUCGUCAACAGCGACGGGCUUCAUGACCCGGGCCCCGUCCGCUGGCCCCUGGCUCUCUGCCUGCUGGCCGCCUGGAUCAUCAUCUUCCUCUGCAUGCUCAAGGGCAUCCGCAGCUCCGGCAAGGUGGUUUAUGUGACCGCCACCUUUCCCUACUUUGUGCUGGUGGUGUUGAUUAUCCGAGGGGCCACGCUGGAGGGGUCUUUACAAGGCAUCACCUUCUACCUCACCCCGGACUGGGAUCGACUUGCCAAUGCUCAGGUCUGGAACGAUGCUGCCUCUCAAAUCUUCUACUCGCUGGGUAUCGGCGUCGGGGGUCUUCUGUCGAUGGCGUCCUAUAACAAGUUCGACAACAACGUCAUCAGGGACACGCUGAUCAUCACCACCGGCAACUGCAGCACCAGCUUCUUCGCCGGCUUCGCCAUCUUCUCGGUGCUGGGGCACAUGGCGUGGAGGAAGGGGGUUCGUGUCGCCGAGGUGGCCGAUACAGGUCCUGGCUUGGCGUUCGUGGCGUAUCCCGAAGCGCUGGCUCUGCUGCCGGGCUCUGUGUUCUGGUCCAUCCUGUUCUUCCUCAUGCUCUUCAUGCUCGGGGUCGACACUCUGUUUGGGAACAUGGAGGGAAUCACCACGGCCGUGCUGGACGAGUUCCCGCACCUGAGAGGGAACUCGCUGCACAAGGCCUUGUUUUUAGGAGCUCUGUGUUUCUGCUUCUACCUCAUGGGUCUGCUGCUCAUCACGGAUGGAGGCAUUUACUGGUUCACUCUCAUUGACUCCUUCAGCACUAGUUUCGGCCUCAUCAUCAUCACGCUCUUCAUGUGCAUCGGCAUCUCCUUCUUCUAUGGGGUGAACCAGUUUUGCCAGGACAUCGUGGACAUGAUCUGCCCGUGUCCCCGGUGGUGCACCAAAGCCCUGUUCUACUUCAAGGCCUGUUGGGUUUUCUUCACUCCGUUCCUCCUGCUGUUCAUCCUGACCUACAUCUUCAUCGAGAUGUACAACACGUCGCUCAAGUACGGCUCCUACAUCUACCCGCUGUGGGGGAAGUCUCUGGGCGUGUGCAUGGGGGCCACAUGCUGCCUGCAGAUCCCCAUUUGGGCCGCCGUCGCCAUCUGGAGGGAAACGGGAACGUUACAAGAACGUUUCAUUAAAGCGAUUCGACCUCUGAACUCCUGGAGGGUGAACAACGUCAACCACAUGGCAAGGUCCGCGCCACCGGUGGAACCCGCCAGAGUGGAUUCGCCGUACACCGUCACGCUCACCGACAUGGACUUCACCGCCAUGACGUGGAACAUGGGAAGCGAGGCGUGACCCUGCAGUGGCAGGAGACAAGUGAAUCUACCUGGAUGUGACUUCCCUCAGCAGGUCGACCGAGUGUUCCUGCUGCCAGAGUGUUGAAAGACAUCUGCUGCAAGAUGCGUUUUAACUCAUCUGUGGUUUUAUGCGUACAUGUAUUUAUUGUUGAAGGGUUUAUCAACGAUGCGUCGAAGCGCAAAUGCAGACUGUACAAAACAGAUGGACUUGAAAAGCUGCAAGAUGGACAGUUACUAUAACAAUCCAUUUUAAAUGACUAUACCGUCAAUAAUGUGAGAAGGAAAGAUUGUUUAUUUACCUACUCAGGUUAUUACCAUAAUUCUGCCAAAUAUAUUUUCAGCUUUUUCCUGCAUUUCAAUAUUGUACAUUGAGUAUAAAGUGAGCUCCUUUUACAUUGAUUUUAAGACGUUCCAUGCUUUGCUUUCUUAUUAUUUUUCCCAUCAGACAUGUUUUCUAACUCGGUUCCCUGUUGUUAUUAAUGACGGCACUAGAUGCCUGAUGUGAUGCACAUAUGUAUCCGGACAAACAAAUGAACGUGCAUUGACUUGAAUGUACUCAUGUUGGAUUGAAAAGAACUAUUUGCACAGCGUUCACAUUGUACUGUUUAUUCCUGGUCGAUGGUGUUUGUCGCCCAGCACCGACAGAUUUACACUGUUGACUUUUAUUAUUGUUUUUUUUAAGUGUUGUAAAUAAUAAAA